Messenger RNA from Lacerta agilis (Sand lizard), 3024 nucleotides. RefSeq names its product DnaJ heat shock protein family (Hsp40) member B5 (gene DNAJB5). Gene Ontology annotation, biological process: negative regulation of transcription by RNA polymerase II. Gene Ontology annotation, molecular function: protein-folding chaperone binding. The coding region runs from base 41 to 1204 and encodes 387 amino acids. Gene Ontology annotation, cellular component: cytosol. The record is from RefSeq and is a predicted model, not a curated record. Lineage: Eukaryota; Metazoa; Chordata; Lepidosauria; Squamata; Lacertidae. The transcript has 4 exons.
UCUUAGCGACUGCAUCUGGGAGCUCCAGGCCCGGCAAGCCAUGUUCCGGAUCAAGCUGGAGCCUUUGAAAAUGAGCGCCUGGGCUAUGAAUGUGUUUGUGAAGUUUCGGAAUAAAGAGUCUGCGGCGGCGGCCGGGACUGUCUCCACUACCAACAUGGGGAAGGACUACUACAAAGCGCUGGGGAUCCAGUCCGGAGCCAACGAAGACGAGAUCAAGAAGGCCUAUCGGAAGAUGGCCUUGAAGUACCACCCGGAUAAGAACAAGGACCCCAACGCGGAGGAGAAGUUCAAGGAGAUCGCAGAGGCCUACGAUGUGCUGAGCGACCCCAAGAAGCGGGCCGUCUAUGACCAGUACGGGGAAGAAGGGCUCAAAACCGGUGGCGGCUCGUCGGGCACCCCCGGGAACACCUUCCACUACACCUUCCACGGGGACCCCCACGCCACCUUCGCCUCCUUCUUUGGGGGCUCCAACCCCUUUGACAUCUUCUUCACCAGCGGCCGCUCCCGGGUCUUCAACGGCUUCGACCACGACGACAUGGACAUCGACGAUGACGACAGCGGGGACCCGUUCAGUGCCUUUGGCCGGUUCGGCUUCAACGGGCUCAAUGGCGUCCACCGCCGGCACCCGGAGCCCAUCCACAUGCGCCGGAAGGUGCAGGACCCCCCCGUGGUCCACGAGCUCAAGGUGUCCCUGGAGGAGAUCUACCACGGGGCCACCAAGCGGAUGAAGAUCACCCGCCGGCGGCUGAACCCGGACGGCCGGACCAUGCGGACGGAGGACAAGAUCCUGAACAUCGUCAUCAAGCGCGGCUGGAAGGAGGGCACCAAGAUCACCUUCCCCAAGGAAGGAGACGCCACUCCGGACAACAUCCCCGCCGACAUCGUCUUCAUCCUGAAGGACAAGCCCCACUCGCUCUUCCGGAGGGACGGGACAAAUGUCAUCUACACGGCCACGAUCAGCCUGAAAGAGGCCUUGUGCGGCUGCACCGUCAACAUUCCCACCGUGGACGGGCGCGUCAUCCCGCUGCCCUGCAACGACAUCAUCAAGCCGGGCACCGUGAAGAGACUGCGUGGCGAGGGGCUGCCCUUCCCCAAGGUGCCCACCCAGCGCGGGGACUUGAUUGUAGAGUUCAAAGUCCGCUUCCCGGACAGAAUAGCCCCCCAGACCCGGCAGAUCCUCAAGCAGCACCUCCCCUGCUCUUAGGGCCCCCCGCCCCCCCCCCCGGGCUGGACGGCCCCCCGGCCUCCCUGCCAGGCCGGCCACCUUGCCUUCCGAGCAGCAAUACUUCACGCACGGGUGCUGCGGUCCACUUGGCCUUGGCGACGCACGGGGAGGGGGAUGCGCCCCUCCUUUUCCAAGAGACGCUCUGGCCUGGCUUGUGUGUGCGCUCCCUCUUUUGCCCCAUGGCCCAGCUGGCACCCACUCCGCUCUCUCCUCCUCUCCCUCCCUCUUGAGCCUGGCGCAAGUCUCGAGCCCCCUCUCGCCGCUCCUGGAGGGUUUCUACUGGGCAGUUUGACAAGCAGCCGGCCGUCGGAAGCACCCGGGACGUGGCCUCCCCCAACCCACUCCGGUGUAAAUAGGACCUGGACUCUCUCCUGCUUCCUGCGGACGGUCUGAGAACCUCUCUAAGCGACUCUGUGUUCUGGCUGCCACUGAGGCAACGUGCCAAGGAGCCACCCAAUCCUGCCUUGCAGAAGCAGACUGGGCCCCCAUGGUGCCACCUGCCCUUCCUCCGUCGCUGUGUGCCUCUGCGUGGAACGGAGGAGGCCUGCUCUUGCUCUCUCGGAGCCCAGGAGGCGUCUCGGCUCUGCGGAGCCAGGCCAAACUCACCUGCCUGGGUGGCUCUUCCUGCCGCUUUUUCCACGGAGCUCAAGGCCUGCUUGGCUUGUCGGCUCCUGUUUUUUUUUUUACGCUUAAUAGAAACUUUGCAAGGGUUGCUUUCUACUGUCUGGUGUGGUUCAUCUGAGCGCCCCCUUUUUUUUGCGGGGGCCGGGGGUGGGAGAAGCCGGCCUGAGAAGGGCACAAGCUACGUAGGCGCCAAGGUUCAGAGCAAGGGUCCGAGGAGAGGUCCGAGAGGGGCUGUAUGUGUGCGUGUCUAGGGGCACGGGGGUGCCAUUUUCCAGGGAGAUCCGGAAGGGCCAGGCCAGCGUGGGGAAGAGGAGGAGAGUUGCCGGGAGACCUGCUUGUGUGGUGCUUCAUUUAGAGGCUGCAUUUUAAAAACUUUUCAGAGGGACAUUUUUAGAGAAGCAUUUCUUAUCCUCUCCAGCUGAGAAGACUUUGCUCCACCCGCUGGGACGUCUCUGGGAAGUGAAGUGGGCUUGAUUUCCAAAGGGUUUUGACGCUGUUUUGCAAAAGCACCCUUUCUCCUGAACCCCCCCCCCCGUUAAAAAACCCCUCCCUGACAAAAUGUGGUGCCAAAACCUUGGGAUCCCUGACUUUGGUUUCGCCUGUUUGGAAGCCAAUUUCUCUGACUUGAAACGGGGGCGCCUGCCUGGGCUGCCCACGGCAGUGCCCCGGGGGGUGGGGUGGGGGUGGCGGUGAGCAGAGCGACUGCCCGCUUCAUUCAGCCUGGCUGUUUUUUCUGAGCUGACCCUCGGCUGCCUCCGACUUGCCCUGUGGUCGGGCGGAGAGUCCGGACGCAGCGCAGCGGCUGCUGUUUCCUGUAUAGCUGUACAGAACCUCACACUUUGGGUCCUUUUAAUGUGCAAUUUUUUUCUCUGAGGAGAUGAAAACUGUUAGCGCAGUGUUGAACUUACCAACCAGUUUGAAUGGUUAAGACGAUGCCUUUCUCCCCCCCUCCCCCCCCACGUGUGUGUGUGUGUUUUUUUAAAACAAAUACAAAAAAACUCAGGCUGCUGGUGGUUGGCAGGGCUGGUGGGUGAGAGCGGAGCUGGGAGCGCCUUUGGGGUUUUUCUCCGUUUCAGGGAGACCCCGAGUGGUUUUAUAGCGGGUUUUUUGUAUUUCUUUAUUCUUUUGUAAUGUCCCGUAUUAAUAUUUAAAGAAAAUAAAGUAUUUUAAAAAUA